AUGCGUCAGAUGCGCAAGAGGGGGGAAGAAGAGGAGGAGAGGAAGGAAGUGAGGGAGGUGAGAGUGGAGGAGGAUGGGAGAGUGAGAGGGAGAGGGCUGUUGGUAGAGGGGGAGGAAUGGAGGAACGGAGUUCGGGUUUACAGAAACCAUAGAGAUGAUGGAGGAGGACGGGGAGGUGAGAGAGAAGAGGGGAGGGAGGAGUGGCAAGAGGGAGAGGAGAGGGAAGCGUUAGGGUUUGGAGAAAUCUUAGAGGUGGAGGAGAUGAUGAAAGAGGUAGGGGAGGACGGGAAGGAGGAGAGGGGAGCAGCAGCAACAACUGAAGAAGCUACAGCAACAGAGCAACUCAAAUACCAAACAUGGAACCUCAAGGUCUCAAUCCACUGUGAAGGCUGCAGGAGAAAAGUCAAGAAAGUUCUCCAGUCCAUUGAAGGAGUGUACAUGACCACCAUAGAUUCACAGAAGCAGAAGGUGACUGUCACCGGAAACAUAGGGCCUGAUACCCUCAUCAAGAAGCUGGUCAAGACCGGUAAGCCCGCCGAGCUCUGGCCCGAGCCCGAGCCCAAGCCCAAGCCCGACCCCAACAAUGGCAGCAACAAGAAUAAGAACAAGAACAAGAAUCAGCCCAAGCCCAACACUGAAUCCUCGGAUACCCAAGAGCCAAGAGAGCCGAAAGAGCCGAAAGAGCCAGAGCCAGAACCAGAGCAAAAGAACUCACCACCAGAUGAAGCUAAAGAGCCUCCAGCCGAAGGAAAGAAGAAGAAGAAGGGCAAAAAGGGAAACAGCGAUGAUAAUGGGAGUGAAGCUAAAGAGGCCCAAGCCACAGAAACCGCCGCCGCCGCCGCUGGCGGCGCCGCCACCACACCAGCAAGAGUGCUGCAAUUUACCAAUGUACCCUUGCCGCUGACGGCGGCGGCUCCGCCGCAGUAUGUGGUGAGCUACAGCGCCAUGCAGCCGGCGAUGGCCGGCCUCUACUGCGUUCCGGGGACGGCGGUGGCGGGCGGUGGAGCUCGAUUUCUUCACUGAAGAGAACGCUGGUGCAUGCAGCGUCAUGUGAUGUCUCGAUCUGCUGUGGGCUUUCAUCAGGAGUUUUUGUUGUGAGAGGAGUUUUGAGAGCAGAUCGAGAGUGAUCAGGUAGCAUGGAGAAUAUUGAAGUUGAGAGUUUUGUUAUGUUUAAUUAGUGGGUUUUAAUUAGAUGUUAAUUAAGGAUGUUUAGUUGUUAUGAACUUUUGAUGUGAAUUAAUUGUUGCUAAUUAAAUGCU
This is a messenger RNA of Asparagus officinalis (garden asparagus), 1259 nucleotides long. Its product is annotated as heavy metal-associated isoprenylated plant protein 35-like. Gene Ontology annotation, molecular function: metal ion binding. The transcript is spliced from 5 exons. Lineage: Eukaryota; Viridiplantae; Streptophyta; Magnoliopsida; Asparagales; Asparagaceae. The record is from RefSeq and is a predicted model, not a curated record. The coding region runs from base 1 to 1023 and encodes 340 amino acids.